Molecule: messenger RNA, 3722 nt
Organism: Scophthalmus maximus (turbot)
Lineage: Eukaryota; Metazoa; Chordata; Actinopteri; Pleuronectiformes; Scophthalmidae
Gene: cabp1a
Product: calcium binding protein 1a
Exons: 7
Coding region: 200-1393 (397 amino acids)
Molecular function (GO): calcium ion binding
Source: RefSeq, a predicted model, not a curated record
ACGCGCUCGCGACGUGUGUGCUCGGCUGUUCCGCUGCCUGUGCGCGCGCCGGCUGCACUGCAGCACAGCGAUCAGAUGGUGAAAUGUAGCCCGACUUAACGCGGGCAGCCUCUGCUGGAGAAUAUGGGUCGGCAAUGGGGAGAGAACGGCAAAUGAUGUCAAGAAUCAACCCGAGACAGACUACACCCGAUCCGCAGCUAUGAGCUCCUCCUUUCCAAAAUCUGAAUCCACGACCUCCUUAUUGAAAUCAUCUGCGGCGGCAAGGAGAACGACACACCUCCCUGAACACACAGCAGAAAGCCGGAAAAGUCAGCAUCACCAUCAGCAUCAGCACCAGCAUCACCACCGUCCCACCGCACUCCGGAGCAGUAGCAGCAAAGUCGAGGAGUCUUUCAGGUCAGCCGAUGGUGACAUCAGUGCCCGGAGACCCCUGUGCCACCCCUCCCUUGUCGGCAGCCAAGACAGUGGUGAUAAUGCAGCCACCCGGGACAAGAGCAAGUCACACGCCCCUCACAUCCAAGUUCCUUACCCUCCAAACGAUGAGGAGGGCCGAGGUGUGAAGGAGCUCUGCAGGUCAUCCAAACCCACACACCGGCACCACCACCGCAGGAAGCACAACCGGGAGGAACGGCCGCCGACAGCAGGAGUACCUGCACCUGAGAACCCCCGUAGCUGUCACACUCACACCUGCCCGGUUCCCAGGGUGCCCUCGGUGUCGGAAAGCAAUGACGACAGGGUUCCACUCUGUGAACCGAGGGGCCACAACGGGGCCAGUUUGACCAAUAGUGGUGGUCAGGUCACCAGUCCCUCCAAAUCCUCUUGCUCCCUGGUCCCGCUGUCCAGCAGGUCAUCACGUCGCUCCCGUAGGUCCAGUGCGGCGUCUUCCACAUCCGACAUAAAUUUAUGCACCAUCCUUAAUUCACUCUUUGGCCAGGACAGAGAGCUGCGGCCAGAAGAAAUGGAUGAGUUGCGGGACGCUUUUAAAGAGUUUGACAAGGACAAGGAUGGUUUCAUCAGCUGUAAAGACCUAGGAAACUGUAUGAGAACCAUGGGAUACAUGCCCACUGAAAUGGAGUUGAUUGAACUGAGUCAACAGAUAAACAUGAACUUGGGAGGUCAUGUUGAUUUUGAGGAUUUUGUAGAGUUGAUGGGCCCAAAGCUCCUCGCCGAAACGGCAGACAUGAUUGGAAUCAAAGAGUUAAAAGAUGCGUUCAGAGAGUUUGACACUAAUGGAGAUGGUGCCAUUAGCACAUCUGAGCUCCGAGACGCAAUGAGAAAGCUGCUGGGCCAACAAGUUGGUUUAAAGGAAGUAGAAGAUAUCCUGAGGGAGGUUGACUUGAAUGGAGACGGGCUUGUUGACUUCGAAGAAUUUGUACGAAUGAUGUCUCGCUGAGAUCUUGAAAUGAUCGGUCCUGAAUGUGAAGCUGUGUCCUUCUCUGUACUUGACCGAGUUCAACAGAGGACCUGCUAAGAUCUUCUGAGCAUCCGAAUCCGAGUGAAACUGGAAAUAAAAGUCGCCUCACACUUUCAAUAAGUGUUCUUCCUGAAAAGUCUCCAGUUCAAAUGAGGAUAAAUUUGCUAUAGCCUAGCUGAUGAUUGUUCAACUUAGGUUUUUUCACUUUCAUUCUCACUAAAUAACUUGCUGUGUGGAUAGAUUGCUGAUGUCUCGUCUCAUCCUCUAAAUGGCAAAUAGAAGUGUUUCGCAAAAUCUUGCAUUUUUGUGUAGAUUGUAGUCAGGAUGAGAGAGCAAAUGCCUGCAAAAAAGGUGUAAAAGAUCAGUGCACUGUUGAACAUUUUAGUUCAUUUUCACCCAGUAUGUGUUGUAUUAGAAACUAUAAGUGGAAUGUCUUUUGUGUGACCCUGGUGCUACACCAAGGAACCCAUGUGGCAAGAUCACACCUGUGUUGUAACUGUGUGACCAUCUGUGAUUUUUCAAUGUGCAAGCCCAGUCCGACAGAAGCAUCACUGUCUGACAGCUACAGUACAUGCAAUGAAGAAGUAGAUCUGAUAUCAAUGAGAAACAGAACACUGAAAUACAUUUCCGAUACAGUAUCUCAUUCUCUAUGGUCUGAGAUCAAAGGGGAGUUGAAAACAAUUACAAACUCUUUCAAAACUAACUCCAGAGGACCAAUGUGCUCAAAGACACUAGCCUGCUCUGGUUUGCAGCAUCCUAUGCAGAGUAAUUCAAGCAUAUCCACACCAAACGCUCACAGGUUUGAAUUCCUGGAGUCUUAACCAAGCUUUGCGAUCAAGCAAUGUCAGUUUUUAAAAAUCCACCAUGCUCUGUCCGUGAACAUACUGCAGGAAUGACAUGUGAACUUUAUUAACAGUGGAUGUGAUUAUGUUGUACCUGUACUGUAUGUUUGUCAAUAUGAUUCUAGUUGUGGUAACGUUCCACCGAUCAGUCUUGUUAAAGCAAUUUUUAUGCAUGCCAAAGAGAGAUUUAUUACAUUCAGUAUGCACAUUUGCAUUUUUGUCGAACAAAGUAAACAAAAUAAUUUCGCCAAAUUGAAAAUAAAAGGUGUUUACAUUUGAGUUUUGAAUUUAUUUAGACUUCAAAUGAGACACAUUGUUUUUCUCAUGGACCUUACAUUUCAAACCACUAAAUAUUUUCUUGUCUAUAAUUCUUUACGAAAUGUCAUCAUCAGAAUAUUAGUACAGUAUGUGUGCCGUCACUGCAUAUCAUAAUAUCUAUUUCUGUGACUAAAACAUUUCCCCUGCAGGACAACUACAGAACCAUGACUGCAAAUAACAAAGUAACUGUAAGUUUGCUGUGAGAUUGUGAGAUUAGUUCUACUACAAACAUGUUUGGUAGUUCCAAAUAUUAAGUAGUGACAGUUUUCAUGAAUUUUAUCACAAAGAGGUGCUCCUCUGCUUUAUUCAGUCAGCAGUGACAGAGUGUAUUUACAAGCGACAACAGUAAAUUUAUUUCACUGUUAAUACUGGAGCCUGACCGAUUUAUCGGUUUGCCAAUUAUAUCGGCCGAUUUGAGCCUUUCACAGACAUAUCUGUAUCAGCACUUAGGUUUACCGAUAUGAAAUUAAAUUAUUAUUAAAAGGGGUUAGCCAAGUGUCAGGGUGGAGGUGGGUCUUCUUCUGCCCCAAUUUGACAGUUUGAUUUGGUCAGUGUCAGUGGGCAACAUGCUGUGUCAGCUUAAGAGUAAAGAAAGGGUCACAAUUUCUUACAUGUAACUUGUAAUUAAUAGCUUGUUACUUCAGUGUUUCAUAAGCUGCAUCCACACAUGCACUGAAGUCCGAAAAUUUUCUAGAACUUUUUCGGAGGGGCUGUAUGUGAGAACGCAAUCGUCUGUAAAUGUUGCUCAGAAUAUUUUACAGAAAUGUUCCUGCUAGCCCCCUAGUAAAAUGUCCGGAAAGUGAGCCCAUUUGAGAAUACAGCAGGAAAAUCUCUGAAAGAUUCACGGUGAGCAAUUCGGCCCUAUACCCAGGCACCACCACUCGCCUGAAUGUUCAGGAAAUGUUCUGGCUUUUGUGAACAAAUCUGACUGACAAUCUCCUGCUGUGUUCUCCAUAUGUGAGCAACAAACUCUGCAAAAUGUCCACACAAUUUUCCAGAGUUCAUACCGGAAAAGAGCCAUUCAGAGAUGGGACAUUUGUCUGUCUCAACUUUGUGAAAGCUCACUGUUGAAAAUUUGACUGCACAAAUUUGAAUUACACAUGUACAAAUCAUUUUUACACCCUGCUGGGCAUUAGUGGGCCACUGAA